AUCAACAUGGCACCCUCCGCAGUCCACCAUGGUCCAUUGUCAUCGUCAGACGCCUUGAUUAGCAAAGCGAAACGCCAAACUCCUCAAGCACUGUGUCACGUCGGCCUCGGCAAGAUUCCAGAGCACUACCACCCCAUGAUCGACUGGUACUGUGCCGUGCUGAACGCGCACAUCACGCACCAGGACAACGUACUGGCAUUCCUGAGGUAUGACGCGGAACACCAUAGAAGUGCAAUCGUCAAACGAGACAACCUGGCUUCGAAACCAAAGGGCGUCAUGUGCCAUUAUCUGUCCCUCAAGGCCGACAAGAUGCUGCCCCUGUUGAUGGUUGCCCAUGGUCCGACCACGAGGAUGCACCACCGUGACCAAGACGGAAAUAAGGUCGAGCUUCAUGUGGACAACUUUGACGAUCCGUUUGAAGCCUGCGCACGGCUAAAAUCUCAUGGUCUGAGGUGA
Exophiala viscosa is the source of this 456-nucleotide messenger RNA. RefSeq lists its product as uncharacterized. The transcript has 2 exons. NCBI's taxonomy places the organism in Eukaryota, Fungi, Ascomycota, Eurotiomycetes, Chaetothyriales, Herpotrichiellaceae. Bases 7 to 456 code for a protein of 149 amino acids. The record is from RefSeq and is a predicted model, not a curated record.